Molecule: messenger RNA, 2371 nt
Organism: Silurus meridionalis
Lineage: Eukaryota; Metazoa; Chordata; Actinopteri; Siluriformes; Siluridae
Product: vesicular inhibitory amino acid transporter-like
Exons: 3
Coding region: 105-1649 (514 amino acids)
Biological process (GO): amino acid transmembrane transport
Cellular component (GO): vacuolar membrane
Molecular function (GO): amino acid transmembrane transporter activity
Source: RefSeq, a predicted model, not a curated record
UCAAGGUCAGGUUUUUUAAUUAGGGGAUGGAUAACUGCCAGUUUGAAGGAUUUAGAAAUAAAGUUAUUAUUUUAUAGAUCUUAAACAUCAACAGAUCAAGAGCCAUGGCGCAUCUGAUACGGCACAAGAUCUCAGAUAAAUUCUUCAGUUUAAUGAGCAGCGCGUCCCAGAAAUCCGAGGCGAAGGUGAGCGGGGUGUUUGCGCGCCUCGGCUUCCAGGCGGCCAGUGAUGAGGAAGCUGUCGCCUUCGCUGAUUGUGAUAGACUGGAUUACGAUUACAGACAAGGGCUGAAAAUGGACGAGGUGAAGACGACCGGGGAAAGAGAAGGAACGGUAGCGGGAGACUGUCAUUACCAAAGACGCGACACCGGUCCUUCAGGAUCCCGAAAAAACAGCGACUCGAGCGCGGAGCGCGGAGCACAAGACACGCCGAAAAUCACUGCAUGGGAUGCGGGCUGGAACGUAACCAAUGCAAUACAGGGCAUGUUUGUAUUGGGCCUCCCCUAUGCCGUCCUGCAUGGUGGCUACCUGGGCCUCUUCCUCAUCAUCUUCACCGCUGUGUUGUGCUGCUACACAGGAAAGAUCCUCAUUAUGUGCCUCUAUGAGGAGAACGAGGAGGGAGAGCGUGUGCGUGUGCGUGACUCAUAUGUGGACAUUGCGAAUGCUUGCUGUGCGCCACGCUUCCCUGUGCUCGGUGGCCAUGUUGUGAAUGUGGCACAAAUAAUCGAGCUGGUGAUGACAUGCAUCCUUUAUGUGGUCGUCAGUGGCAACCUGAUGUACAACAGCUUUCCGAGUUUGCCUGUUUCGCAGAAGGCCUGGUCAGUGUUUGCCGCUGCAGCGCUCCUGCCAUGCGCCUUCCUGCGCAGCCUGAAAGCCGUGUCCAAGCUAAGCCUACUGUGUACAGUCAUGCACUUCAUCAUCAAUGUAAUAGUGAUUGCUUACUGCCUGGCCCAUGCGCAGGACUGGGCAUGGGACAAGGUCAAAUUUUACAUUGAUGUUAAAAAGUUCCCCAUCUCUAUUGGCAUUGUUGUUUUUAGUUACACGUCACAGAUUUUUCUGCCUUCACUUGAGGGCAACAUGCAGAAGCCCUCUGAGUUCCAUUGCAUGUUAGAGUGGACACACAUUGCUGCAUGCAUCCUCAAGGGCCUGUUUGCUCUUGUAGCCUACCUCACAUGGGCGGACGACACAAAAGAAGUAAUCACUGAUAACCUGCCGCCUGGCAUACGGAUGUGGGUAAAUAUAUUUUUGGUGGCCAAGGCAUUGCUCUCCUACCCUUUGCCCUUCUUCGCUGCUGUAGACAUCUUAGAGAAGUCCCUCUUUCAAGAUAGAGAUGGGGCCAUAUUCCCAAAAUGCUAUGGCACAGAUGGGAGGCUUAAGUGCUGGGGACUUGCCAUGAGAAUUGGGCUUGUUGUUUUCACCCUUCUCAUGGCUGUCUUUGUCCCACACUUUGCUCUGCUCAUGGGUCUGACUGGAAGUCUAACUGGCGCCGGACUGUGCUUCCUGUUACCCUGCUUAUUUCACCUGAAGCUUCUUUGGCGCAAGCUUCUAUGGCAUGAGGUCUUUUUUGACAUUUCCAUCUGUAUAAUAGGAGGCAUAUGUAGCAUUUCAGGGUUUAUUCAUUCCACUGAGGGACUCAUUGAGGCCUUUUAGUAAAACACCCACGAAGAGACUAUCGGUUUUCUUCAAAGCUUUGCAACACACAGAAAUGUGUUUCAAUUAAAAUCAGUUUAGUACUGAACAAAAUGAUAAUAAAAAUGUAAUUCUUUUUAAAGUUUGUUGUGAUAGUCUGUUGUUAAUUGUGUUAUUUAAGAUAUUAAUCUUAAUAACUCCUUAGCAAUAAAUAAUUAAAACAUUUAUCAUGGCGAGCACAAAACCCAGCACACAUGCCUUGUGUACAAUUAUUUCCAGGGAAAUAGAAAUCAACAUUAAACAUUAGAAAAUAGAAUUAAUAAUGCUGGAAAGACUAUCAUUUGAAGUGACCAAAAGCAACAUGUAUUAUUGUUUUUCUUCUCUUUAUUUUUAGCUAAAUGUGUUUUUGCUAAAGUACAUGUAAAUGAGUGAAAUGAGAAGUGAGCUCUGAGAUUUUAUUAAAAAGAGGAAUCCAAAUAACAAAUCAACAGAGUUAACAAGAAGUGUCAAAUUUAGUCUAAAAAUGUAGUUUCUUGCUCAGUAAAUUAUUAUAUUACAGUGAUUUUUCACCAUUUUUACAUGUUUGGUUGGACUGUUUAAUAUUCAGUGUUUGUAUUCAUGUGCUGCAAAACUGGGAUGUAGAAAAGUAAAAAAGUGAGUUGUGUGUUUAAUGUAACCCAAAAUGUGGAUGGCUUUGUUGUGCAUUCAUAAUGUGGAGGAUAUAAGGAAAAAGAAAGUGUAAA